GAGUCCGGCCCGUCCCUGGAGGCUCCGCCCGGGCCUGGGAGGAGGAGGAGGAGGAGGAGCCGCGCCGCCGGCCGAGCUCGACAUGGGGCCGCUCUUGGCGCGGGGCGUCGGCGUCGGGGCCUGGCGCGGAGGAGAGGAGGCCCUCCUCAGGAGGCCCCUCAGCAGCGCGAGCCGGAGCACCUUGGACGUAGCCGUGAUUGGCGGCGGGAUUGUGGGGCUGGCCUCGGCCCGGGAGCUGAUUCUGCGGCAUCCCUCCCUCGUUUUUGCAGUGCUGGAAAAGGAGGAGGAACUGGCUCGCCAUCAAAGUGGACACAACAGCGGGGUCAUUCACAGCGGGAUUUAUUACACGCCGGGAUCCUUAAAAGCAAAGCUGUGUGUGGAAGGCGCUGCCCUUUGCUACAAAUACUGUGACACAAAGGGAAUCCCGUAUAAGCAGUGCGGCAAGCUCAUCGUUGCUGUCGAGCAUGAAGAAAUUCCAAGGCUCAAGGCAUUAUACAAGAGAGGGCUACAGAAUAACGUCCGAGGGUUGAAACUCAUCACUGCCAAAGACAUAAAAGCAAAGGAGCCCUACUGCCGGGUCUCCGCCGGCCGCCUCUCGUCUGGCCCCUGCUGGAGGCCGGCGGGACUGCGGGCGCUGCGGGCGGCAAUGGCGCCCUUCCACCAGGAGGAGGCGGCCGAGAGGCGCCGUCAACGCUACGCGGCAGCGGCUAUUCACAGGCGCGGUCCCACUACUGAUCGGCACGGGAGUUUUGACCUGCUCCGUCUCCGACCUGGGCCGGUUCACCCCUCCUUGGGCAACCUGGCGGGCCGCGGCUCCCCGCGGCUCGCCAUAUUGAUGCCGAACUUAGUGCGGACACCCGAUCGGCAUAGCCCGCUGCGGCCCAGAACUCCUGAGCUCACGCGAUCCGCCGGCCUCAGCCUCCCCGGCAGCCGGGAUUACAGGCGCGCGCCACCGCGCCCGGCUAGGAGAGGGAGGCAGCGGCCGGGGCCUUAG
This is a messenger RNA of Gekko japonicus, 994 nucleotides long. RefSeq names its product L-2-hydroxyglutarate dehydrogenase (gene L2HGDH). The transcript is spliced from 6 exons. The coding region runs from base 83 to 994 and encodes 303 amino acids. Lineage: Eukaryota; Metazoa; Chordata; Lepidosauria; Squamata; Gekkonidae. The record is from RefSeq and is a predicted model, not a curated record. Gene Ontology annotation, molecular function: (S)-2-hydroxyglutarate dehydrogenase activity; (S)-2-hydroxy-acid oxidase activity.